Molecule: messenger RNA, 2507 nt
Organism: Centrocercus urophasianus (Greater sage-grouse)
Lineage: Eukaryota; Metazoa; Chordata; Aves; Galliformes; Phasianidae
Gene: CENPO
Product: centromere protein O
Exons: 7
Coding region: 100-1077 (325 amino acids)
Cellular component (GO): Mis6-Sim4 complex; kinetochore
Source: RefSeq, a predicted model, not a curated record
CAUGCUGCUGUACGGGGAGGCGUGGUCGCGCAUGCAGAGUGCUGAGAGGACUGCCCCUGUGUGAGGCCAGCCCUGGAGGCAGACCUGCCCCCAGGCUUCAUGGAGGAAGGACAAGAUGGUGAUGGGAAGGAAAAUGCCAUGCAUGGAAGAUCUCUCACCGCUGCCUCCCAGGAUGGAGGAGGGCGAAUGUCUGCGGUCCCACUUGCACAGGGGAAGGUGGAAGGAGGGAAGGUGUAUUCAGGAGAUGGGGUGUUGGGUUAUCUGGAAAUGCUGGAGGCACAGGCUCAUGAGUUAGGCCUGAAGCAAGAAGAGAAGGAGCAGCAAGAAAAGAAGCUCAACAGACUGAAAGCCAGAGUGCAGGAGCUGAGAAGCCGGAGGGAUGAGCUUCGAGCUAAAGUGGAGCUGCAGGAGAAGAGGCUUCUUGACAAGGAAGGAGUCGUGACAGAUCCAGCACGGCCCAGUGCCCAGACUGUUCUGGAGUGGAAAGUGAAGAGCAUUAAGGCCAUGCUGCAAGUCUUUUACCUCACAGGGAUCAGUGGGAAGCUGACCAAGCAGGGAGUGUGUUUCUGCAUCAGCACUGCUUAUGAAGGCACCUACCUGGAUUCCUAUUACGUGGACCUCCUCAUCAAGCCAGAGGUGAAGAUUCAACGCCACUCUGUCCCCGUCUUCAUCCCACUGGAGCAGAUAGCCAAGAAGUACCUGCAGACGGACAUCAGGCGCUUCCUGUCCGUCCUGUGGGAGCACCUGAAUGCUUAUGCUGGGCGGAGGCACCAGGCAGACCAGUUGGAGGAGCACUUUUCAGACCACAUAGAAGGAACUCUGCAGAGGAACUCUUUGUGUAACUUGCUGGUCUUUAAUUACACCGUGUCAAGUGACAGCAAGACCUUUCCAUUCAACGUGAGGCUGCUUUAUGGAGACCUCUGUUGCUGCCUCCCUACUGAAGCCAUCAUUUCUUGUACACCUGGCACUCUUCCAUUGCUAGCAAAGAUGGCAGCAGCUCACUCAAACGCUUUUCGACAGACAGCUCUGCACAAAGCCUUCAACUCUAUCAUCAAUGCUAAAGAAAGCCUGGACUGAGCACUGUAAGCUACCUUGACUCCUCAGUAACGUGCCUCUCCUGACUUCUUCUGCCUGUGGGGAAUGCUCUCAAAAUGCAAAUGUUUGCCAUGGACUGCGGCACUGCUGCUGGGAACCCCCCAGAGGAGCAAUUGGCCCAAUUUAGAUCUUGAAAGCAAUAUUUUCUUGAUGAUUUGGGGUGUCUAUUGCAGGUAAUCUUUCCUCAGCACUCUGCUUCUCGCUUGUCAUUUAAUUCCUGCUCGUGAUGCAUCGCAGUGUUUGGUGCCCCGGAGCUCCACAGUCAUGGAGAAUGUCUCACAAUUAGAAGGAGAAGCUAUAUUAAAACAUCAACAGCUCGGAAAACCUUCUGGAACAAGAACCCUACAGCUCACUGCAUGUAUCCAGGCAGCAGAACUCAGCAGGGAGCAAGUGGAGUAAUCUGUGCCCUCCUUCUAACAGCCAGGAAAGGACUUCCAGUUAGAAACUGGUACAGGCUGGAGGACAACCUGGAUUGUUAUGGCAAUCACUGAACCUUCCCUGGACAGAGGUGAGGUUUCAUUUUGCCAGCAGCAGGCUGUGCCCUCACGUGGGCUGCAUUAACUCAGCACAUUAGCAGUGAGUUUUCCAGAAGAUUUCACACCAGCGGUGGCUUUGGACAUCCUGUUUUCUUCCUGUCGUAGCAGAACUUUCCUGGCAUCCCAUCUUUGUGCUUCCUGCAAGUUUGGAUUGGAUCUUGAAAGCUUCCUGUAUUUUAUGAGCACUCUUUCAAUGUGUUAAUUUCAGUAACAUAGAACUUUUACUGUGGUAUUUUUAAGAAUCUCCUAUUGAUUUUUUUUUUUCUAGACUUAUACCAGAUGGCUGGGACAUCAGGAUUUUCUCCUGCCCCGUUUUUGUGCCAACACUGCAUGUGCAAACUUCAUAGUUUGUUUUUAAAUUGUCUCUGAAGCUUAGGCUUUGUCCAAACCAACCUUUUUAUAUAUAACCUCUGGUGUUCGGAUGUUGCAGCUCCAGGAAAAAUUCCCUGAUGACCCUAGGAAUUGAGUAAUGGGGUAGGGAUCAAAAUCUUGUAUCAUUCUAUCUGUGAUUUCCAGCGUUUUGAUACUCUGCGACAAGAGAAAGGAGCAAAAGCCACCAGAGGCAUCAAUCUCCCCUUUGGGAGCCCCUCCAAACCCAGUAUCCCCUCAAAGAGGUGGUGAAGCCCUUCUCAGUAUCCCCACAACCCCAGAACACAGCAGACGCAGAACCAGGCUUUGAAAUUCAGCUUUCUAUUCAAGAAACUAAUGGCAUAAUUACACUCUGUGUGCCUCCCUUCCCCCCUGGCCCUGGCAGCAUCACGCUGAAUAACGCAGUCCCUUCUCAGCCAGUCCCAGGUCCUCUUUCCCAUCAAGCAGUGACAGCAGCUGACCACAGCGUGCGUGGGGGGGCGAACAGGCACAGUUAAAAAUAUAAAU